CGGCGAAGCGUCACCUCGGUGGCCUGCCAGGUGAUAACCUCCCCGCGGCGCUGGGCCCGUGUUUACUUUACCUGCCGCGGCCGAUAAUCGCCUCUGAUAACAUUCCCGAUGGUAAACACCCUGCUGGAACAUGAGGGAAGCGACUCAAAGGAGAGAGCUGGUGCCUGGCAAGGGCUCUGCCUCGGGACAAGGAGGAGCAGACCCUGGCUGAAAUCCCUCCCCCUGAGGAGUUUCAUAGACCUGUGAUUGUCCCCAGCUCAACCUGCAUCCCUUGAGGAGGAGAGGCUGUGCUUUGGACAGAUUUAUCUGAGGGAACAGCGGCUCCUUGGCUGCUUGGUUGCGAGCACUAGGGAGUUCCUGGCAAAAAAAUGCCUUUUUUUUUGUGUCCACGUGACUUGAGAAAUUGCAGAAAUAUUCUUGCUGUCCUUGAGCAGCAGAUCCCGACGUCUCUGUGCGGGCUGGGAUUGAAGAGAAUAGAUUUUAGAGCCCCAAGCCCCUCUUGCCCUUUCCCUCGGGGGCUGACAGCGUCUCCUUGCAGUGCCACGCCGAUGCAUGAGAAGGCAGCUCCCCUGAAGAGCCCCGAGCCCAGGCACGGCCGUGAGAAGCUGGAGGUGUCCCACAAGCAGAAGAGUUUGGAUUCCCUCGAUGGCAGCCUCCGCCUGAACGAAGCCCUUAAGGAUGAGGACAUCAAGAAAUGCCACCGGGAAGUGGCCGCUAGCAAGUACAACUCCCAGUACCACAAGCUGUUCAAGGACAUCCCGACGGAGGAGAGUGUGCUGAAAGUUUGCUCCUGUGCACUCCAGAGAGACAUCCUCAUCCAGGGAAGGCUUUACAUCUCCCCCAACUGGCUCUGCUUCUAUGCAAACCUUUUCGGGAAGGACAUCAAGGUUGUGAUCCCGGUGGUCUCCGUGCAGCUGAUAAAGAAGCACAAGACAGCUCGGCUGCUGCCCAACGGCUUGGCCAUCACCACCACUGCCAGCAGGAAGUACAUCUUCGUGUCCCUCAUCUCCCGUGACAGCGUGUACGAUGUGCUGAGGAGAGUCUGCACACACCUGCAGGUUUCGAGUAAGAAGAGUUUGAGUCUGAAGGAGCUGUCGGAGGAGCCGGAUGCCGUGUCACUGGAGGUGAUCGUCCCCGAGGGCAAGUGGAGGAAGGUGUCACCCACCUCGCUGUCACUGUCACUGCCAGAUGCCAACUACCAGUGCAUCCACCGGACCUCUGUCAGCAGCCUGAGUGCCAAGGAGAGCUCCUUCACCUCCGAGGAGCCCCUGGUUUCAGAAAGUGCAAUAAACACCGAGGAGGAGCUGGAGGUGGAGCAGAGCUGUGUGGCGGAGCUGAGACCUUCCGACUACCAGCUCCUGAAGAUCUUCAUUGUGCUCAUCUGCCUCCUGGUCGUGUCCUCCUCGUACCUGGCGUUCCGCAUCUUCCGUCUGGAGCAGCAGCUCUGCUCCCUGAACCGGGACUACCUCUCCCGUGGGCACAGGAGGUGACUGUUACCCUGGUGCUGGCUGAGGACGGACUCCAACGGUGACACCCUGCCUGUGGAUCCCGGUGCUGAGACCUCCCAGCUGUGACUGUUACACGUGGCCCGGCUUUCCCUCGGCCGGUAAAAUGGGACCAAGUAUUUUCUCUUUUCCUAUGGGCACUUGCUCCCAGCAGGACUUCCCAGCCAGCUCCUGGCCACCGUGCCAACUCCCCAUCCCACUGGAAACCCGUUUUCUCCCUGGGACGCUGCUGUGCUGUAGCACUGAACGAUGGCUCGGGGCUGCUGAGCGCUUGGACCUCCCCUUAGGACUUGCUGCUAAAAUGGACGCCAGUUUUUAUUCCAGGCUUGGUUUUUUUCUAGUUGAAAGACAACCUUAGGCUCACCAGGAACCCCCAAAAAUGUGGAUGAGUUGCUGUUGCUGCCCUGGGUGAACCCACCUCUUUGUCCCUGUCUCAGUACCCCUGGGAAUGUGCCCAGAGGAAUGGCCCCAGAUACAGGGAUCUGUGGGGAUGGGAGAAAGGGGCCACCAGCCCUGUGGGGCAUCAUCUAUCCCACACCCAAGGGUGAGGGUCCAAUCCAGGGCCCCCCAGCCUUUCUUUCGUGGAGCACUGGGCCAUCUCAGCAUGGGAGGGGGUUUUGUGUCCCCUGCAAAGCACUUUAGGGUCCCCCAGACUGGGUGACCACCCCUGACACUGGGGCCAGACCAAGGCUUCGUUAGUCCCGCUCGCCUCGUUAAGAUGUCUGGAAAGGAGCCCGUGGCUGGCACCGGUGAACGUCCCGGAUCCGGGCCCUGGUUCGUGUUAACCUUGUCACCACGUGGAGCCGAGUGCCACAGGAUUUGUCCCUCAGGAUUUGUCCCACAGCCUCCCCCCGGGAGCACGCUGGGGCAGCAGGUGAAACCUGUGUGAUUCCUUUGGGUUUUCUUUACUGUUUUUUGGGAACUACAAGUGCUGAUGGGGCCAAAUCCCUGUGCCCUGGGGGAGAGUUUGCUGCUCGCUCUGGGCUCCGAACGGCUUUUAAAUGAAAUGAAAAUGAAAAUAAACCCAGGAUUUUCUAGCA
Manacus vitellinus (golden-collared manakin) is the source of this 2545-nucleotide messenger RNA. It is a transcript of the gene GRAMD2A, whose product is annotated as GRAM domain containing 2A. The transcript has 11 exons. Gene Ontology annotation, biological process: regulation of store-operated calcium entry. Gene Ontology annotation, cellular component: organelle membrane contact site; endoplasmic reticulum membrane; extrinsic component of cytoplasmic side of plasma membrane. Gene Ontology annotation, molecular function: phosphatidylinositol-4,5-bisphosphate binding. The record is from RefSeq and is a predicted model, not a curated record. Bases 369 to 1490 code for a protein of 373 amino acids. Lineage: Eukaryota; Metazoa; Chordata; Aves; Passeriformes; Pipridae.